Molecule: messenger RNA, 2086 nt
Organism: Bicyclus anynana (squinting bush brown)
Lineage: Eukaryota; Metazoa; Arthropoda; Insecta; Lepidoptera; Nymphalidae
Product: transcription factor SPT20 homolog
Exons: 7
Coding region: 35-2071 (678 amino acids)
Source: RefSeq, a predicted model, not a curated record
CGCGCGCGCACGCUACAAGCGAAAGUGAACGAAAAUGAAGGAACUACUAACCUUGGUGUCACUAGUCCUAAGCGGGGUGGUGGCGCAGGCACCCUACCCGCCCAGCGGUUGGAGACCUGAUGGUCCAGCGUUCGUGACACCGGAGAGGACACAGUUUGUGUCACCCCAACAACAGUACUUGCCACCCGUGGAUCCUAGAAGACCUCUGACACCCAACGGUUUUGACGAGGGAGACGUCUCAGUCCAGGGAUUGCCCAUUAUCGAACCUCAGCAGAUAUUUGAGGUGUCACCCAUCAAUGGACAACAAUACACUGGACCCAGUAUUAACGCUGACAUUCAGCGACUGAAUCCAAGCUUCCAACAAGCACAGUACCAACAGCAGCAGGAAAAAGCACUCCAAUUUGCCAGACAGCGAGAGUUCGAAAACAACCGCGCCAGAUUUCCAUCCAGUACACUGCCAAACCAACAGUCACCGAGACAAUUCGCUUCACCACCAACAACAACAACUACCACCACUGCUAAACCUGAACUCAAAACACCCCAAGCAGAAACAACAACUGAAUCCAUAAACUUGAAUGAAGGGGAAACCUUGGAUGACAACACAAAAGAACAAAAAGACAAAGUCUCCGUUGAAGUAACCAAGCAAAAUAUCCAAGAGUAUCCACCAGAGAUAUUCUUGAAUCCGUUCGCUCAAUUGAAAUUGCAGCAACAAUUUGUUCCUUUUGGUCCUCAAUUCGGUCAGUUGAGGGCACCACUGUUUUACCAACCAGCCCAGUUACAAGAUGGGCGAACUGGAUUUGAUGGUCCAGCGCAUUUGUCUGCCUUACCUUCUGUAUUGGCUCAACGAGAAUUAUUAUCUCAACAAGCUCAAGGACAAGGUUUUGCUCAAAACCCUAUAAUAGUUCAACAACAACCAGGUUUCAUUCAAGAACCGGUUAACAAAUUUCAACCCAUGCCACCAAUCCAACGUGCUCAGCAACCAGUUCAACCUGUAGACCCUGAACAAAAUGAAGAACCUGAUCAAGAUGAUGAACGCGAUGUCGAACCAUUACAACCAACGCAGCCUUCGCAAGAUUAUCCACAAAUUCAAGCGCAACCGGUCAUAUUGCAGCAACAACCAAUAAAUCAGAUUCAACCAAACCAAUUUCAACAACCACAAUUACAGUACCAACCUCAACCACAGUUGCAAUUCCAAUCUCAACCGGUCCAAUUUGCACAGCCACAAUAUCAACCACAACCACAAUUACCAGUUCAACCUCAAGUAAUUCAACCAAGUCAAUUUCCACAGCCUCAACUACAGUACCAACCUCAACCGCAGUUAAUUCAGCCACAACAGGCGCAACCAAAUCCAUACCCUCAACCUCAGUUACAGUUUCAACCGCAACCCGCUCAACCAAAUCAAUUCCCUCAACCUCAGUUGCAAUUUCAACCUCAACCCGCUCAACCAAAUCAAUUCCUGCAACCACAAAGACCAAAGGACGUUGAAGAAAUCGAACCAACCGAUCAACAAGUAGUUUACCAAAACUAUCAACCUCAAUUCUACCAGCCGCAGUUUCAAGGAAACCAAUAUCAGACGCCAGAACAACCUUUAUUUGUAGGUCAACCUCAACAAACAUUUGCUUAUCAAAACCAAGAGCAGUUUUACCAAAACCAGUUUCCCCAACAACAAUAUGAUCCCAACCAAGCUCAACCUCAAGAUGGUCAACCUUUACAAAGUGGUUUAGAUAUAAAUCAACAAGGAAAUGACAUUGAUCAACAAGAAGAACAAGAGAAUGAGCAAGAAGAAGAAGGUCCUAAAGUGACUGCAGUAGCUACAGCUUUCGGCACAAGGACUCAGCCCCGAGUAUUCGCCAAGUAUGGUGCUCCUAUACCUAAGGUUCAGCAAAGUCCAGGAUAUGAGACCACUACUGAACAGGCACAGGAAGAACCUCAAGAAGAAGACGCCCCUGCUGUGGCUCAAGCGACAGCUGUAGCCAGCGGACGGAGAAACGCCAAAUUGAGGAGCCGUCGGGUUCGACCAAUUUUCACGUUGGACCGAUCAGGACAUUUAGUGCUCGCUCAACAGCAAUAAACUAAUACUAAUAAU